GAGCUGGGGCGGACCACUCUUAUCCCAUGAAGUUCGCUUCUGUGCCUAUAUCGUGGAACUGUCGAUGUAGGUAUACGACAUCGCUUGAAACAUGUCUGGAAUAGACAGUGGAGCCACCUACGCGUCCCGAGUCUUCCGCCCACCAGUGCAAGUCCCCUCGAGUCUAUGUGGUUCUCACUGGCACUGCUUGACUGGUCGACCUGACACUGCAAUGAGCCGAAUAGCCUAUCGUGCUGAUCUUAGGGGGACGGCGCCUGCCCGUGAUGUUUGGAUGACGGUCAAGUGGCCUAGGAUUGUUCUUGAUGCUCUGACCCAAAGCACAUCUGCCGAUGCGAGAUGGUCAGUUCCUACAUAGGCUGCCAAUCCGCAGUAUCGCGUGUCCCCAUCUCACAGAACCCUUCCUCGAACUUCACCUGUCACUGGCAUGUCGACGACGGCGGUCGAAGAAAUACUUAUCCUGAAUACUGGUGUUCAGACAUGGAGCUGCUUUGCUGCCGUCUGUGCGCUUUACAUGUAUGACCGAGUGAUCACUUUCGGCGACGAUGUUGAGCUCGUAUGGCGGCGCAAAUGGACUGGCGUGACCGCCUUAUAUGGGCUUCUGCAUGCUUGUGUCGUCGCUUUCCUGAUGGUAGUGCUUGCUGGCUACUUCGUUGUCUCCUGUAAAAGCAACUACAUGCUUUACAUAUCACUAUAUGCCCUGGACUCAGCUGUCCUGUUAUUGAUUGGUGUGACCUCUAUUUUUCGGGUCUACGCGAUAAAUCUCCGCCGCGAUUGGCGAUUACCGAUGGCGGUAUUCGCCCUUGUAUUAGCACCCGUAGUUCAGAACAGUUUCUUUUCAGCCCAUGUCGUCGUGGCUCCGGCACCCUCACCAGUCAAUUGCAUUGUCUACUUUGAUAUAUCCACCGUUGGACAGAAUAUAGCAACAAUCGUGGUGCGGCUAUCCCUGAUCAUAUCCGAUGUCCUUGUCCUUGUUGUUACUUGGCGAGAGACCUAUUGGCUACGGAGGUGGGACACAAAGCCGAAGGAUCAUUACCACUCUUUGACCGGUUUAAUAUUCAUCAACGGCACUGUCUACUUCGUAUCCCUCUUUGGCCUCAACCUUUUGGCGAUGAUACUCUGGCUCAAGGGUGUCUUCCUCUUCGCCAACUUCUUCGUGGACGUGUUCAUGGCCAUUUUACUAUCUAGAUUUUUCCUCAGUCUACGGCAUGUCCAUCUUGCCAGUGGUCAAGGCGAACUUACGGACACAGCUUCUCAAGUCUCGGAGCCUCGAUUUGCCUCCCGCAUCAUUGGCAAUCUGGGAGCCGAGCUCGAAUAUGGUGUACAAGACGAUUUCACGGAAGAUUUUGAUACAUUGAAUGGCAUUGCGGACACGUUGCAGACGCAGGUGUCUAACUGCCCUUCGAUCGAGAGAUGAUGCUGUGGCUCACUGGCUACUGAGUAAUACUUGGUUGUUCAAGUUGGCAGAACCGCUUGUCGUUUCGAGCGAUGUGACGGCAGCUCUGUAUCAAUAGGCUUUUCGAUGUUUUUCGAUGUGAAUAACUUAUGAGCGUGACUACAUCCACUGG
Messenger RNA from Fomitopsis serialis, 1565 nucleotides. RefSeq lists its product as uncharacterized. The transcript has 12 exons. The coding region runs from base 425 to 1414 and encodes 329 amino acids. The record is from RefSeq and is a predicted model, not a curated record. NCBI's taxonomy places the organism in Eukaryota, Fungi, Basidiomycota, Agaricomycetes, Polyporales, Fomitopsidaceae.